UUAUUUAAUACUAUCUUGAAACCAUUCUCAUAUGUAUUUUAUUUCAUCGCACGCUUUCGAACAUUGUAAUACGUCGCUGGCGAUUAUUGCGGGAACGCUCAGAUUUGCGGCAACGAAAAUAUCAAGUUCUCGUCUCUUUCAAACUUCGGGAGUUCAGAAAAUUCAUUAAAUAUGGUAAAAUUAACUCCCGAGUUGAUACAACAGUCAAUGCAGUACAUAAAUCCAGUGAGAGAUCGAGAGUUGGAUCUUAGAGGAUAUAAAAUACCCACCAUUGAGAAUUUGGGAGCAACGUUGGAUCAGUUUGAUACGAUAGACUUCUCAGACAACGAUAUUCGCAAGGUGGAUGGGUUUCCACUUCUGAAGAGGAUUAAGACUUUGUUCUUUAACAAUAAUCGCAUUGUCAGAAUUGGUGAAGGUCUGGAACACUGUAUACCGAGUUUGGAAACUCUCAUGCUCACAGGAAACAUGAUUCAAGAUCUCGGAGAUCUGGAUCCACUAGUGCCGCUGAUAAAUCUUAAGAGUCUAUGCCUGCUACAGAAUCCAGUAUCGGCGAAGCCACAGUACAGGCAGUAUGUCAUUUAUAGGUUGCCACAACUACGUCUGCUUGACUUCCGUAAGGUCAAACUAAAGGAGCGUGAGGCAGCCACGGUUUACUUCAAGAGCAAAAAGGGCAAGGAAAUGGCAUGUGACAUUGCGAAAAAGGCAAAGACGCAGGCACCAGGCACUGCUAUGGAGAAACCGUUAACCAGCUCAGAUGAACGAUCCAAAAUCAGAGAAGCUAUUACAAGUGCAUCUUCACUUGAGGAAGUUCAAAGAUUAAGUAAAUUACUUCAAGCUGGUCAUAUACCCGGGGAAGAGAAACUUCACAAUGGUACGGGAGCACCAGAAGCUAUGGAAGAGGAUGAUGAUUGAGCUGUACAGGUUUAUUUUUACGUCCAUAAAUUAAGUAUCGAUCUAACGACUAAGUGUAAGUAUACCAUGAAAUGCGGUCCACAUGUCAACGUGUUGCCUUUAAUUAUUAAGCUCAUAAGAACAUGCAACUACCUUUAAUUACGAAGCUCAUAAAAGUAUGAAAACUACACGAAUAGGGUCUUCUAAAAAAUUGUAUUAAGAGAAUCGCAGUACGAAAUUGCUUAGAAAUAAAAUUUCGAAAAUAAGAAACAAUAAUGGUUUUGAAGCUUUGAAGCGAUUGAAGUGAGUUUAUAUUAAACUCUGAAAAAGUUAAUUCAGUUUUGUAUUCGUUUCAGUGGGCAGAAAAAAUACAUUCGUUUUCUACAAA
Molecule: messenger RNA, 1279 nt
Organism: Orussus abietinus
Lineage: Eukaryota; Metazoa; Arthropoda; Insecta; Hymenoptera; Orussidae
Gene: U2A
Product: U2 small nuclear ribonucleoprotein A'
Exons: 4
Coding region: 172-912 (246 amino acids)
Biological process (GO): mRNA splicing, via spliceosome
Cellular component (GO): U2 snRNP
Molecular function (GO): protein binding; U2 snRNA binding
Source: RefSeq, a predicted model, not a curated record